AUGAACAUUGUUCGUGUUCUUUUGUCUAUUGUUGUGAAUUGUGGUAAUAAUUCUGAUGAGAUUCUGUCACUCAAGAAGGCUCUACAUGAUUCAUUUGCUAUUAAAGAUCUUGGCAACUUAAAGUAUUUCUUAGGCAUUGAAAUUGAUCAUUCAUCACAUGGUUUGUUCUUAAAUCAGCACAAAUAUGUUAUUGACCUGUUAGAAGAAACAGAAAUGACAGACUGCAAGCCUGCAAAAACUCCAUUAAGCAGCAAAAUUGAUUGGACACCCAAGCUCCUGCUCUUCACAAUUCAAUUCAUGCAUUCUCCCAACUCAUACCAUCUUGGCAUUGUCAAACGUAUCCUGCGCUAUCUCAAAGGUUCACUCAGUAGAGGCAUUGCAAUGCAGAAGAAUGAUCAUUUUCAAAUUGUUGGGUAUUCUGAUUCUGAUUGGGCAGGAAAUUCGUUGGAUAGGACGUCCACUACCAGGUACUGCACCUUUGUUGGUGGCAAUCUUGUUACUUGGAAGAGUAAGAAGCAGUCUGUUGUAGCAUGA
Argentina anserina (silverweed cinquefoil) is the source of this 534-nucleotide messenger RNA. RefSeq lists its product as uncharacterized. The coding region runs from base 1 to 534 and encodes 177 amino acids. The record is from RefSeq and is a predicted model, not a curated record. Lineage: Eukaryota; Viridiplantae; Streptophyta; Magnoliopsida; Rosales; Rosaceae. The transcript has 3 exons.